This is a messenger RNA of Photinus pyralis (common eastern firefly), 1956 nucleotides long. RefSeq lists its product as uncharacterized. NCBI's taxonomy places the organism in Eukaryota, Metazoa, Arthropoda, Insecta, Coleoptera, Lampyridae. The record is from RefSeq and is a predicted model, not a curated record. The coding region runs from base 52 to 1860 and encodes 602 amino acids. The transcript is spliced from 6 exons.
GUUAUAAACCGUCACUUGCGCUUGCCAAAAUAUUUUAAAUUGUGACAGAAAAUGGAUUCGUUUUGUGAAUUACCUCGAAGUGCACCUAAACCGUCUACAAUUGGAAAAGUUCCUAUUAUUGCAUCUGCUCCAAUUGUACCAGAAGUUUCAAUGAUCUUCCCAAAUCGUUCGAAAACCACUGACAGCACAGCCGACAGUGUCUAUUUAUCAUAUAAAGCUUGGAAAGAUCAUAAUAAAAAGGACAAUUCUCAAGUUGGUAACAAUAAAGGAUGUUCACAGAAUUCUCAAAGAAAGCAAUUGAGGUUUGAUAACAUAUCGCUCGAGCGAACUCCUGAGAUGUCUGCACAACCAACAAAUCGACCUGAACCUACACAUUUUACACAAAAUAAAAAUAUACCCUUUAAUCAGAUAUAUAUGGCUAAUAUACCUAAUAAACAAUUGGAAUUAAGCAUAUUAGACUCUAACCCUUCACAUAUGAAGAAUAUUGAAAAUAUAGACCCUAAUAUACCAGCCGCAGAUAUGCCAACAAGACAUUAUCUUAACGUUGAGAAAGUAGUUACUGAAUCAAAGUCGAAUAAAGCUAAACAAGAUCAGUUUAGCACUGCCUAUGACAGUUGGUUUUCUAAAGAAAGAUUGCCGAGAUUUAGAGGUACUAACGAAAGUGGUAUCACUGAAAAAAAUCGUGUUGUGGACCUGUACAAUCAGAAAACUGAUCCCACUAUUUCCAGUGAUCCAGUUUCAGGUUUUUCUCAUAAUGCAAUUAGCACAAGGGACAAUGUCGGUGGAUGCAAUUGCCAAAGGGAUAACAACGAUCAAACAAUAAAAGAUCUUUUAAAAAUAAUACAGCAAUUAAAUGAACAAAUUAUAAUUUUACAAAAACAAGUUACAACCCUUCUCAACAAUCAGGUACCUUCAAAUCCAAGACAAACGGUACCCACUGAUAAUUAUAACAUUUUUAAUGAAGAUUAUAAAACAAAUUUGCAAUCAGAUCAACAUCAUCAUGGUUUUCUGCCUAAAAAACCGGGUUUGCAACAAAUCUCAUUAGAUGUCAUGACCAGUUUUGAGGUGUCCAUUCGCAGACCUCCAAACUCUAAUAAAAUGUGCAAUAAUUUACCUUAUCCGCCGAAGAUUUGCGAAAUAAAUGAAACCGAAUGCAAUUCCUCUAACGGAAACAUCCUGGAUGGUAUUCCCAAACCAAACGAUACGGAUCUGUCAUUCUCUUUAAGCGAACCACAGUUACAAGUUAGAGAGAAUUGCCCGACGCCUGUUAAUAGUAUCCGAGUUGAUAUGAAAGAUUACAGUUCCGACAGCGAAGAGGAUGAGAUCGCUAAUCCUGCCUGGACUUUCUACAACAAUAUUAUGGCGCAAGUGAAUCAUAUAUUAAAAAAAUCUGGUAUUCAACCGACAAAUAUUCCUCCUUGUGAAGUUGAACUAGACUCAAAUGAUGUAAGGAAACAAAAAAUGAUGAGAAAAGUAAAGCAGGCGACGAUAAAACAUUUAAACAGUAUUGGAGUGCAUAUACCAUCUACUGAAGCCACAGAUGAAUUCGACGAGCCCUCGAUGUGUAACCAAAAUGACGUCAGUUUUGCUGUGAAACAACUAUUAAUGAAAUACUUGCCCAAUGAUCAAUUAACUAGAGUAGCGCACAAUAAACAGGGUUAUCAAAAUGUGAAACAAUCAGCAAAUAUAAAAAGAAGGCCAGAGUUUUCUAUCGCUACCGUCCAGUAUAUGCAAAAGUACAAUCUUUUGAAUGAAAAACCCGAAGCAGUUUCUGCACCAAUUCACAUUCUUGAACCGAAGCCACACUUUGAUCGAAUUUUAGACGUGACUGCUAUUAAAAAGCAACCAAAACUGCUAUAAAUUAGUGCUGAAUUUAAUUUUAUUGACAUUUUAGAUUAUUUGUAUACAAUGGUUUUAUUGAACUGUUUCCAUUAAAGUUGCUAUUUUCAAUUUGCA